Gavia stellata (red-throated loon) is the source of this 2418-nucleotide messenger RNA. RefSeq names its product intercellular adhesion molecule 5-like. The record is from RefSeq and is a predicted model, not a curated record. The transcript has 10 exons. Gene Ontology annotation, biological process: cell-cell adhesion. Gene Ontology annotation, cellular component: membrane. Gene Ontology annotation, molecular function: integrin binding. Lineage: Eukaryota; Metazoa; Chordata; Aves; Gaviiformes; Gaviidae. The coding region runs from base 1 to 2418 and encodes 805 amino acids.
AUGGCCCCCCCCGGCGCGGCCGCGCGGCUGCUGCCCCCACUCAUCCUGGCACUCGCAGGGGCCGCCCGGGGCACGUUCACGGUGGGGGCCUGGCCGCGGGUGGCCGUGGUGCCCUUCGGGGGCUCGGUGGCCAUCAACUGCAGCCGCAGCGCCUGCCCGGUUGGCAACGCCACGCUGGGGCUGGAGACCCCCCUGACCGUCGGCACGGGGCCCGGCGGACGCCGCUGGCAAAGCUUCCGGCUCCUCAACGUCUCCCAAUGGAACCCCGGCACCGCCACGUGCUACGGGCGCUGCGGUGACACCCAAGUCAACGCCAGCGCCGGCAUCCUCGUCUACCGGUUGCCGGAGCGGGUGGUGCUGGAGCCGGUGCCGGCCGUGGCGGUGGGUGAGAGCCGUAACCUGACGUGCCGGGUGGUGGAGGUGGCUCCGGUGGGGAACCUGACGGUGACGUUGCGCCGAGGUGCCGAAACGCUGCGGACGGAGAGUUUCGGCGCCGCCGAGGGCAGCGCCAGCGUGGCCGUCAGUCACCUGCUGACCGUCGGCCCCGGGGACCACGGGCAGGACGUCACCUGCCACGCCGAGCUGUCCCUGCGGCCCCACGGGCCCCUCUUCGCCCGCGCCGCCGUCCCCGUCAAGCUGUCGGUUUUCGCUCUCCCCGAGCCGCCCCAGCUCCAGGCUCCCUCCCGCCUCGAAGCCGGCACCACCGCCAACGCCAGCUGCCGGAUCGCUGGCGCCUUCCCCGCCGGGGACGUCCGCUUUGCCAUCACCCUGGCAGAGCAGAGCCUAAACUUCACCGUGGCGGCAGCCGGGGACGUGCUGACCGCUGUCACCGUGCUCUCACCCGGCACCCCGGGGCGGCAGGAGCUGACCUGCACCGCGGCGGUGGCGACGGUGGCACGGAUGGCACGAACACAGCUCCACGUCUACCGCUUCCCGGCACCCGUCCUGGAACUGAUCCCGGCAUUGGCGCCGGCAGGCAGCGAGGUGACAGUGGUGUGCCACGCGGGGGUCGCCGACCCUCCCACUGUCCGGCUGCAGCUCCGUGAUGCCGACGGGGGGGUCCUGGCCGAGGGGCCGCAGUCCCGGCUGGAGCUGCGGUUGGUGGCCCGGCGGGAGGAUGACGGGCGGCAAUUUGGGUGCCGGGCCAGCCUGGCUAUCGGUGACGGCACGGUGACAAAGGACACGGACACCCGGCUUGUCGUGCUUUACAUGCCCGAAAUGGCGGCGAGUGACUGCCCCAGCAACCGCACCUGGCUGCGGGGGACACGGGAAGCGCUGUCCUGCCGUGCCGCCGGCAAUCCCAUGCCCACCAUCGUCUGCGGCAGGAAUGGUGUCACCGUCAGCACCGGGGAGCCGGAGUUGGUCACCCGUUCCCGAGCCGGCACCUACCUCUGCAAUGCCACCAACAGCCUGGGGACACGGAGCCGGCUGGUCACCGUCCGCGUGGAGUACGAGCCCACCCUGACGGAGAAGGGCUGCCCCACACACCGCACCUGGGUGGAGGGGGAGCGGCGGGAGCUCGCGUGCCGCGCCGACGGGGACCCCCCGCCCAGCACCCGCUGCGCCCGUGACGGUGGUGCCCACCGCGCCCGGGGGAGCCGGGCCGUCAGCCGGGCUGACGCCGGCCGCUACGUCUGCCGGGCCACCAACAAGCACGGCUCGGCUGUCCGCAGUGUCAUCGUCACCGUCGAGUACGAGCCGAGCAUCGGUGAGACGGGCUGCCCGGCGCGGCGGCUCUGGGUGGAGGGGAUGCCGGCGGAGCUGGCCUGUGCCGCCAGUGGGAACCCCCCGCCCCGCGUCGCCUGCGCCAAGCUGGGGGACGGCCAGGACCCCCCCCCGGCGAGCCCCAACGUCACCCGCGCCCACGCCGGCACCUACCAGUGCCGGGCCACCAACACCCACGGCUCUGCCCUCCGCAACGUCACCGUCGCCGUCGAGUACAGCCCCGCCGCGGUGAGCCUACGCGUGCUGCCCUCCGCCAACGUCUCGCGAGGCGCCAGCUUCAGCGUGGAGUGCCGCGCCGAGGGGCUGCCCACCCCCACCUACGGCUGGGCGCUGCCACCAGCCCCCAACCUCCGCUUUGCUGCCGAUAACCGCUCGGUAGCCGUAGCCGGUGCCGCCGCCGCCAACCGGGGGCUUUAUACCUGCACCGCAACCAACAGGCACGGCCGGCGAGCCGGCAGCGUGAUGGUCCGGGUGGACGAGAGCUGGUUGGCACUGCUGGCCUCGCUGGGCUCCUUGGGUGCCGUCACCGCGGUGGGUUUGGCGGCGGCCGGCGGUUAUUACCUGAAGUCGACGGCGUGUAAGAAGGGGGAAUACAACGUGCGGGACGCUGAGGGCUCCUCCGAAGCCGCCUGCCUGCACCGGCAACGGCACGACCGCGGGGAGGUUUACGGCAUCCAGCUCACCCAGCCGUAA